AUGUCAGACGAAGUAGGGGUACUUGCCAAACCUCUCACAUUAAAAUGUGGUUUGGUUCUGCCAAAUCGACUAGUCAAGGCAGCCAUGGCCGAGGCUAUGUCGAAGGAUGGAUUGCCAAACAAAGAGUUCCGCCGACCUUAUCAAACAUGGGCCAAAGGUGAAUGGGGCAUGGUGAUUUCAGGCAACGUACAGAUCGAUCACAAGUACAUGGGCCAGCCCGGAGAUGUAUGUGUGAGCGAAUCUUUCGACUACACUAAAAUGUUGGGGGCCUGGAGAUCGUGGGCUAAAGAUUGCAAUGCUAAUGGAACACCCUCGAUUGUUCAAAUCAAUCACCCUGGAAGACAAUCUCCAAUAGGCGCUGGCAAGCGCGGCCUCUUGGAAAAGAAUCUCGCGCCAAGUGCCGUGCCUUUGGGAUUCGGCAAGGGCAUAGUGGCCCGUUUUCUAAGCUCCGUGGUCUUUGGAACGCCCCGUGAGAUGACAACUGAAGAUAUCCGAAAGGUCGUGCAGCAGUUUGCCAACGCUGCUCGACUCGCCUCUGAUGCCGGGUUUGCUGGAAUUGAGGUCCAUGCUGCUCACGGCUAUUUGUUAUCCCAGUUCUUAUCGACCUAUUCUAACAAACGAACGGAUGAGUACGGAGGUUCUCCCCUUAAAAGGGCAAAGGUUGUUGUUGAUGUUAUCAAUGCUAUCCGGAGUGUUGUGCCAGCAAACUUCUGCGUUGGAUUGAAACUCAACUCGGUGGACCAUCAGUCAGAGGCGGAACUAAAAGGCUGUAUCGAGCAGCUACAGUCAAUCACGAAGGCAGGUAUCGAUUUCCUUGAGAUUAGUGGAGGCAGUUAUGAAGAUCGACAGUUGAUCGGAGAACCGCACCACAAAUCCGAUCGCACAAAGGAGCGCGAAGCCUUCUUCCUAGAUUUCGCCGAGGCUAUCCGACGUGAAUUCCCCGGGCUGCCGUUGAUUGUUACUGGUGGCUUCCGCACGCGAAAGGGCAUGAACCAAGCAGUUGCAAACGGGGCAUGUGAUGGCAUCGGGUUGGCAAGACCAGCUGUGCUCCAUCCUGCUAUACCCAAGGAAUUAAUUCUUAAACCGGAGAAAAAUAAUAUCGAUCUCUCACGGGAUAUGCCAACCGUACCGGUCCCAUGGUUUAUACGCUUAACAGGCAUUCGAGUGCUCGGUGCUGGCGCAGAAACAGCUUGGUAUGGUGCUCGUCUUAAAAAGAUUGGAUUGAGCUAG
This is a messenger RNA of Fusarium verticillioides 7600, 1230 nucleotides long. RefSeq lists its product as hypothetical. Bases 1 to 1230 code for a protein of 409 amino acids. Gene Ontology annotation, molecular function: oxidoreductase activity; FMN binding. The record is from RefSeq and is a predicted model, not a curated record. The transcript is spliced from 4 exons. Lineage: Eukaryota; Fungi; Ascomycota; Sordariomycetes; Hypocreales; Nectriaceae.